Monomorium pharaonis (pharaoh ant) is the source of this 1384-nucleotide messenger RNA. It is a transcript of the gene firl, whose product is annotated as short-chain dehydrogenase/reductase family 16C member 6-like. Bases 279 to 1256 code for a protein of 325 amino acids. Lineage: Eukaryota; Metazoa; Arthropoda; Insecta; Hymenoptera; Formicidae. The record is from RefSeq and is a predicted model, not a curated record. Gene Ontology annotation, molecular function: oxidoreductase activity, acting on the CH-OH group of donors, NAD or NADP as acceptor. The transcript is spliced from 7 exons. Gene Ontology annotation, cellular component: lipid droplet.
GCGAGAUUAACGAGCGGAUUUUUCCAUUCUUUUUCUUUGGAAUUUCUAUUUGGGCAUUUCUCUUAGAUUUAAAUGUAACAUUUCUAAACGUUCUUCGAAGAAUUGAAAUAAUCGUGAUUCUUAAAUUUUACUGCUUCAGAGAAUUUUUCUCUGAAAAGAUAUUAUUUUUCUUUUCAUUGUAUAAUAAUAAUAAUAAUAAUAAUAAAAUAAAUUUUGAUUUCUUUUGAUUAAUUUUAUUUUUAACAUAUUUAGAUAUAUUUUUAUUAAUCUAUUUUAAGAUGAAAAUCAUCCAACGUAUCUUCAAAGAUAUGCAAUUACACCGAUUACUUCUGGACCUGUCUUUUUUGUCAGCGAAGAUAAGUCUGGCGAUGAUAAUCGCAACUUUCAGAAUGAUUGUACCAUUUUCCAUGAAACGUUUAUUAGGAGAAACCGUUCUUAUCACUGGAGCCGGCCAUGGAAUCGGCCGUGAAUUAGCCAUCCAGUUGUCCUCGAUGGGUUGCAUAAUCGUUUGUUGGGACAGUGAUAUUGAUAGCAAUCGAUCGACAAUGAGAGAAGUGUCGAAAAAUGGUGGAGAGGUUUACGGUUUUGUGGUCGACGUGUCAAAGAGAUUAGAAGUGCGCGAGACAGUAAGAUUAAUGAGGAAAGUAGGCGUGCCGGAUGUGACAAUACUCAUUAACAAUGCUGCUGUAUUAUUCCAUAAGCCAUAUUUGAGUCUCGAUCCAGAUGAUGUGGAAAGGACAUUCGACGUUAAUGUUCUUUCAAACUUCUGGACGAUAGAAGCAUUUUUACCUAUGAUGUUGCUGAAAGGGAGCGGCCACAUAGUAGCGAUAAGUAGUAUGUGUGGCAUUUACGGGGUGUCGCAAAAAGUGGCAUACUGCUCGUCAAAAUUUGCAGUGAGAGGUCUCAUGGAAGCCCUUCGCGAGGAGGUACGAUUAGAUGAGAGGAAACCUAACGUUCAUUUCACGACGGUAUAUCCGUUCUACGUCGAUACAGGAUUGGCGAAGGAUCCUAAAUACAGAUUUCCUUAUAUCUUUGGCGUCGUAACACCAGAAUAUGCAGCUCGAGAAAUAAUUAAAGCUAUUCGAAAAAAUUAUACAGAAUAUUCAAUACCGCGAUGUCUUUUUUCUUUAAAUGCGAUCAAUAGAAUUGUCCCAGAGAGUGUCAUGCGUUUGAUAUUAGACUUUUUAGCGGAUGUCGAGCGAAAACAGAAAGAAAGAGAUGUGAUGAAUUCGAAAUUAGAUUUGAUAAAAGCUUAGAGGCUAUAUAAUAAAGCUUAUAUUUUUUUAUUAGAUAUACGAAUUAUACAUAAUGUAUAAAGUUUGUAAUAUACAACAAUCCUUAUUCUUAGAUUAAUAAACAUUUCUAUUUAUAUUUUAUUUGCAUU